CUCUGUACUACAUGUCAAAAGCUAAAAAUGACUCAGAGGGAAAUAAUACAUGAAAUUUGUGAUAUUGAAACCAACUAUGGUCGUGAUUUGAACAUUCUGAAAGAGGAAAUUUAUACACCUUUAAAAUUGGCUGGAUUAUUAACAUGUGAGCAGUUAGAACAGAUUUUUGGAAAUUUGGAUGAUUUAAUAUGUAAUAAUUCACUUUUCUGUAAAAAAUUACGCUCUGCCUGUUGUCAUGGUGAAAAUUUGUGCAACAUCAAUAUGGGACUUCUGUUUCUCGAUUCCUCUGAUAUGUUUUCUGCCUUUGAGAAAUAUUGCUUAAAUCAGCAUCAAGCAAUAACAGUUUUAGACCAAAUAGUCAAAGAAAAAGAAUUAUUAAAGAUAUUCCUGCAAGUUUCCCAGACUGAAAAUGCUCUUUUACGUCGAAUGCACCUGAAAUCUUUUUUAAUGCUUCCAGUUCAGCAAAUAGUGAGGUAUCCAUUAAUAUUGAAGCGUCUGUAUAAAGUAACACCACAAUAUCACCAAGAUAGAGAAAACAUUAGAAUAGCACAAACCAAGAUGGAAGAAUUUUUAUCAAGAAUAAAUUCGAGAAAAUCCCACUUUGAAAAGACACGGCAUAGAGUAUAUUCAACAGAGAGACAUGAAAUGCAAGCAGUAAGCAUUGUUUGUAAAUCAAUAGCCCUAGAUGUGGUUGGUUGGAAUAAAAAAGAAGGUUAUGACCUUAUAUGCAGUAAAAUAUGGUUAGGACAGCCGACAGAUCAUAUGUGGGCUGCUAAAAAAUGUAAAAAUGUAAAAUUUACUCAGUUACAUGCAGUACUCCUUGCUUUAAAAAAGGUGAGAAGCUCAAGCUCUUUGUUCCCAAACCAAUCCUCAUCAGUAGAAAAAGCUGCUGUUGUUUUAUUACGAGAAAAAAAUGGCAAAUUUCAAGUUCUCAGAGAACCUUUGGCGCUAGAGAAAUGUGUAGUUACGGUAGAUCCAGAAUAUGACGAAGCCUUUGAAAUCCAAGAGUGGGGAAAAGAAGCUUAUGUUAUUAAGUGUGACGAUGUACAAGAUACAAAAUUAUGGAUCCAUCAUUUAAAACAGCAGACAAAAGACCUGAAUCAAUGGAGAAAAAGACGAAAUGCUAUGCCAAAUAUUAUGUUAAAGAAGGUGACAUGA
Molecule: messenger RNA, 1158 nt
Organism: Lottia gigantea (owl limpet)
Lineage: Eukaryota; Metazoa; Mollusca; Gastropoda; Lottiidae
Exons: 10
Biological process (GO): positive regulation of Rho protein signal transduction
Molecular function (GO): guanyl-nucleotide exchange factor activity
Source: RefSeq, a predicted model, not a curated record